Messenger RNA from Triticum turgidum subsp. durum (durum wheat), 603 nucleotides. The record is from the annotation of a GenBank genome assembly. NCBI's taxonomy places the organism in Eukaryota, Viridiplantae, Streptophyta, Magnoliopsida, Poales, Poaceae.
AUGGACUCUAAGAAGGUGCUUACUGAUGCUAGUCUAACCGAUGACCUAGUGGUGAAAAUCCUUUCUCGGGUGCCUUUCAAGUCUUUUUGCCGCUUCAAAUGUGUUUGCAAGGCCUGGCUUGCCUUCUCCUCGGAUCCACACUACCGUCAGAAACUGCCAAAAAUUCCCACCGGUCUUUUUCAUGGAUGCAAAGGUGGGUCUGUUGCCCAGCUUGUUAGCCUGUCACGAAAUGAUGAGGAAAUUGAUGGAGGACUUACGUUCUUGCCGCACCAUGAGCAUUUAAAAUUUGUGGAUUGCUGCAAUGGCCUAGUUCUUUGUAAGUACAAGAGCAACUAUAUUCCUCGAAAUAUUUGCCGCUUCAUCGUGUGCAACCCUGCAACACGAGAGUGGAGGACGCUUCCUGAUACUCACCCUGACCCUUACACAAUGGGUUACACAUAUAAAGCUUUUUUGGCCUUUGAUCCAUCAUGGUCAGCACAGUUCUAUGUCUUCAACUUUCAGGAGAAGUUUGGCGAAAUGCCAAUUGGUAUCAACAAACUUGAGGUGUUCUCGUCUGACCUAUCCACGUGGAUUGUGGAUGCUGCAUGGAGUUCGCGUAUAUAG